Molecule: messenger RNA, 738 nt
Organism: Stomoxys calcitrans (stable fly)
Lineage: Eukaryota; Metazoa; Arthropoda; Insecta; Diptera; Muscidae
Product: fibrous sheath CABYR-binding protein-like
Exons: 2
Coding region: 1-738 (245 amino acids)
Source: RefSeq, a predicted model, not a curated record
AUGACUGGUGAGGAAGCAACUGGUGAAGAAGGUGCUGCUGAAGAAAUUCCUGCAGAAGAGACUGGGGAAGAAGCCUCUGGUGAGGAGCCCGCUGGAGAAGAAGUGACUGGUGAGGAAAACGUUGAUGAGGAAGCAGCUGGAGAAGAAGAAGCUUCUGAAGAAACUCCUGCAGAAGAGACUGGUGAAGAAGCCUAUGGAGAGGAGACCGCUGGUGAAGAAACUCUUGCAGAAGAGACUGGUGAAGAAGUCUCUGGUGAUGAGCCCGCUGGUGAAGAAACUCCUUCAGAAGAGACUGGUGAAGAAGCCUCUGGAGAGGAGCCCGCUGGUGAAGAACCUCCUGCAGAAGAGACUGGUGAAGAAGCCUCUGGAGAGGAGCCCGCUGGUGAAGAACCUCCUGCAGAAGAGACUGGUGAAGAAGUCUCUGGUGAGGAGCCCGCUAGUGAAAAAACUCCUUCAGAUGAAACAGGCGAAGAAGGCGCUGUAGAAGAAAUUCCUUUAGAAGAGACUGCUGGUGAGGAAGCAACUGGUGAAGAAAUUCCUGCAGAAGAAACUGCGGGUGAGGAAACAGCCGGCGAAGAAAUUCCUGCUGGUGAAGAAACUCCUAAGAGACUGGUGAAGAAGUCUCUGGUGAAGAAGGUGCUGUUGAAGAAAUUCCUGCAGAAGAGACUGGUGAAGAAGUCUCUGGUGAAGAAGCCGCUGGUGAGGAGCCCGCUGGAGAAGAAACUCCUGCAGAAGUGA